This is a messenger RNA of Brugia pahangi, 219 nucleotides long. The record is from the annotation of a GenBank genome assembly. Lineage: Eukaryota; Metazoa; Nematoda; Chromadorea; Rhabditida; Onchocercidae.
AUGCCAAUAUUAUCAUAUCAUUGCUUACUUUCACUAUCCCGAACUAAGCUUAUACGAAUCUGGGAAGCAAUCAAGAUAAUUGAAACAGGUCAAGAAGACACUACUCACGCAACCAACCUAAAAGCAGUUCAUCAGUUUACCGAUAUUUGUGAAGGUUCUACUCACCAAACAGUUUGCAACGAACUGAUGAUGACUGCAGUACAAGUCCAGUCAAACUAA